Messenger RNA from Podospora pseudopauciseta, 1332 nucleotides. RefSeq lists its product as uncharacterized. The transcript is spliced from 2 exons. The coding region runs from base 1 to 1332 and encodes 443 amino acids. The record is from RefSeq and is a predicted model, not a curated record. NCBI's taxonomy places the organism in Eukaryota, Fungi, Ascomycota, Sordariomycetes, Sordariales, Podosporaceae.
AUGAGAAGUGAGCCAAAAGUUGACAAGUAUCGUGAUUAUAUCGGCUUCACCGAGGCUGAUGUCGCCCUGGCUGUUGAGGAUGGCUGUGAUCUAUUCGUUGCCUUUCAGAAAGGUGACUUUCUUGUGUCGAUGGCCUCGGGUCCACAGAACCCCAUGUGGGUAGAACGGACUUUCGGACCGCCAGCAAGAGUCAGUUUUCGCGAGCUGGAAACGAAGCAGUCAACCGAGAAUGUUGUGUUCACCAACAUAUUGGGGGAGUUUGUGCUUUAUACGGUUCCAGGCCAAACCCCUCAUAAGCUUUUUGGAUCACAGCCACCACCCAAUAUUGUACCGAACUCCCAAGUCAGCUUCACUAGAGCUAGACGGUUUCUAGAAGAUUGUGUCGCCAACCACGCUCAGUGUCGGGACUUUAACCUGAAGCACAUGCCGACGCGUGUGUUGGAGGUUUACUCUGCUUCAGACACGGAUACGCCAGACUCUCCUAUGCCUUUUCGCGUUCGUCUCGUCAGCAACCCAGCCCCGAGGGCGUAUGCCACCCUCAGCUACUGCUGGGGCGGAGACCAGCCUGGGAAGACGCUGAAACGGAGACUGGCCAGCUAUUCACGCGACAUACCACUUGAUGCUUUGCCCCUGACCAUUAUCGAUGUCUUGACGGUUACUCACGGUGUCGCUCUCGAAUACCUCUGGGUUGACGCCCUUUGCAUAAUCCAAGACUCUAACGAGGACAAGAUGGCAGAGAUCUCCAACAUGCACCGCACAUACCGCGGAUCCGUUCUCACCAUCGCCGCUUGUGUCGCAGGUACGAGCCUUGACGGGUUUCUCCGGCCACGAAUCCACGACCGCGGCUACGUUCUAAACGCCCGACUUGACUCCUCCAACAACAAUAGCUCAGAUGAAAUACGACAAGUGAUCGGCAUCCCUGUCCGUUCGCGUCUUGAUGAGACAAUCCCACCUCUAUAUACCCGGGCCUGGACCUUUCAAGAAGGUCAACUAUUUACCCGAGUUCUCGCCUACGGAAAUAGAGGGAUGGUAUACUACUAUCUCGAAUCAAGACAUUGCGAUGGUGGGCACGAGCAGCCAAUUUACGACACUUGGUUAACGAAGGAUGCGAUUGGUGCCGGCUUCAGAUAUCUUGAUCACGGAAACCAGAGUCUGAGCAAGAUAGUACAUCCUUGUGCGUGGGGGUCGGUUCUCGAGGCGUAUACAUCGCGCCAGCUUACGGUUGGUGAUGAUAAGUUGUUGGUGGUUAUGGCUAUUGCUGAAGAGUACCGACGGACGAAGCCUGUGACGGAAUACCUGACAGGGUUGUGGAGAGAAGACUUUCUGUUUUAG